This is a messenger RNA of Cornus florida, 2680 nucleotides long. RefSeq lists its product as uncharacterized. Bases 371 to 2362 code for a protein of 663 amino acids. Gene Ontology annotation, molecular function: protein binding. The record is from RefSeq and is a predicted model, not a curated record. The transcript has 11 exons. NCBI's taxonomy places the organism in Eukaryota, Viridiplantae, Streptophyta, Magnoliopsida, Cornales, Cornaceae. Gene Ontology annotation, biological process: response to endoplasmic reticulum stress.
UUUCCCCUCCUGUACUUUCCCUUUUCUCCUUUCUGGUUUAAUACUUUUUUAUUUGCUUGCUAAGACAUGUAACAAUGAACUCAGAUGAGAAAGAAAUAAUGAGAUUGUUUUGUUUCACUUCAAAGAAUAGAAGAGUAAAUAUAUAGAGACUUGGAGGAAAUAAGGGAAAGGAUGUGGCUUACUGCUAACUUAGGCUUUUUUAUGAUGUCCUUUGACCUUGUUCUGAUGCUGUUAUUGGUACAUGAGACGUUGCGGAAGAUUGAAUAAGAUAACAUUGGAAAGGUCUCGGUAGAUGAUGGGAUUUGGCCGCAUUAAUAUUUCCAAAAAUUAACAACAAUUGCUUCUAAAUCUCCAUUGAUUGAAGUUCUGGAUGGGGGCAGCGAGAAGAACACAGAACGUAAUACCAAACAAUAAUGCACCUUCCUCUCCAUCCCAUGCAACCAGCCUUGCAUCCACUAGAAAUUUGAGCAAGAUUCACCUUGGCGGUGUCAUUUUUGGUUGCACUAACAGUACCAAAAAAGAAUGUCUUUUCAAACAACUCUUUGGCUUACCAGUUCAUCACUUUUCAUAUGUAAAGAAUAUUGAUCCAGGACUGCCGCUGUUUUUAUUCAACUACAGUGAUAGGAAACUUCAUGGCAUCUUUGAGGCUGCUAGCUCUGGUCAAAUGAAUAUUAAUUCAUAUGCCUGGGCUGCAGAUGGUUCAGAAAGAACUCAAUACCCUGCUCAGGUUCAAAUCCGCAUGCGGCUACAGUGCCACCCACUUUCUGAAGACCAGUUUAAACCAGUAAUUGUAGACAACUACUUCAAGCAUAGCCAUUUCUGGUUUGAGUUAGACCAUGCUCAAACAAAUAGGUUGUUGUGCUUACUAUCAGCCUCAGCAGUUGCUCCGAGUACCUCUGCACCACAGAAUACAACGAAGUGGAGGACUCUAUUUCAAGCCCCACAAUCACCUGAUCGGAGAAAUGAAAGUGAAAGCUUUAGGCUUCCAUCUGAAGAGGUUUCUGGUUAUUCCUAUAAUUCAAAUGGGAGUUUGGGUUCUUCAGAUGGCAACAACCAGCCAUUGGAAGUUUGCUUAGAGAAGCAGGUGGUUGAGAAAGAUGAGAAGGACCUUAUAUACAUGAAACUAAAAGAACUGGCUCUUAAUCGUGAAAGCUCUAAUUCAUCUUUAAGUAUGACUGGUAGUUUGGAAGAUACUGUUGCUGUAAAUGACAUGCACUUGGAUCUUGAGGCACAGAAAAUUUCACAAGAGAAGAAUGAAGAAAGUCUUGUCAACUCAUUUGAUUAUCCUUCCAUCAUAUCUCAGUUGAUUCAAGAAAUGAAAGAAUUGAAGGCUUUUAAAACAGAACAAGUUCAAAAGAUGGCUUAUUUAGAGCAGAAGCUGGAUUACUCAGAAAUACAAAUUCGACAGCUAAAAGAUCGAUGUAUGAUGUUGGAAUCUACAUCAAAUCCUUCCAUAGAAUUUGUUAAUGAGACGGUGAUGGAGUCUUUUAAUGAGCUUAAUCUGGAUCUUGAUGAAUGGAUAUUUCUUGUGGGGGGAUAUGAUGGUGUAUCAUGGUUAUCAGCACUGAAUUCCUUCUCACCAUCACAUGAUGUGAUAAAAUCUUUUAAGUCAAUGAAUUCGCUUCGUUGUUAUGCCUCAGUUGCAAAGCUGAAUGGUGAGCUUUAUGUAUUUGGUGGUGGAAAUGGAUCUUCGUGGUAUGACACAGUCGAAUCAUAUAACCCAGCUAAUAAUCAGUGGUCUUGCCGACCUUCGUUAAAAGACAAAAAGGGAAGCUUAGCUGGUGCUACUCUAAAUAACAAAAUUUUUGCACUUGGUGGUGGAAAUGGGAUUGAAUGCUUUUCAGAUGUUGAAAUGUUUGAUAUAGAUGUUGGGCGUUGGAUCUCUACACAGUCAAUGCUACAAAAGCGAUUCGCUCUUGCUGCAGCGGAGCUCAAUGGCGCACUGUAUGCUGUUGGUGGAUAUGAUGGAAAGGAUUACUUGACGUCUGCUGAAAGAUUUGACCCCAGAGAACAUUCCUGGACCAGAAUUGAGAGUAUGAACACCAAGAGGGGCUGUCACUCAUUGGCUGUUUUGAAUGAAAAACUAUACGUUAUUGGUGGUUAUGAUGGAAUGGAAAUGAUUCCAAGCAUUGAAAUAUACGAUCCUCGUCUAGGGUCAUGGAUGAAUGGGGAGCCAAUGAACCUAUCCAGGGGGUAUUCUGCUGCCACUGCUUUUAAGGAAUCUAUUUAUGUAAUUGGAGGGGUUAAAGCUGGCGAGAACAUUGUAGACAUAGUUGAACGUUACGAGGAGGGCAAGGGUUGGCAAGUAACCAACCUAAAGGCCAUUGGGAGAAGGAGCUUCUCCUCGGCUAUUGUUUUAUGAUGGAAAGGGAAGCGCCAUAAUGAGAAGUUGCCUCAUCUUCAUAGAUGCAGUGACACUAAUCCCUACCUGGAUCUAAAAAUCUCCAUUGGAGGACUCAACUCUAAUCUUUCAGGAGGUUGUAAUUUGGGAUGCUUCCAUGGAUCUUUUUCACAACUCUUGAACAAACAACUUUCUUGGCAUUACUCAUCUGCAAAACAUACUAUAGAUUUCUACACAAUUACACUCGAGAUCAUCUGAAUCUGAAUCUUUGCACAUGAAUAAACCAUUUUGUGAAGUAAAAACACACCUGAUUUGAUAGUGUAAUUUGUUUUUCUCUUC